UGAGACGCGGGUUGAUCAGAGCAACGUGUUCGUUCAGACUCAGUUUGUUACCGAGAGAAUCACAUGUGAGAUGCUAACUCGAAGGAGGUUAGCUUUACAUUAUCCACCCGAGGUGCUAGCUCCCAUUAGCUAACACGUGUAGCUGACGCUGGAGAACUCAUCUCAGAAAGUUCACGUCGGCACAGAGAGCUGCGAACACGGAUCGAAUCUGACCGGAAGUGGGUUAAAACGCGAAACUCUGAACGCGUGCUGUUAGCUUAGCGCAAACACGCUGAGCUAGCAACGCGGAAGUUCGCCCUCUUCCGCGUCUUGCGGCCGCUCCUCGCCCGACGGUUGGUCGCUCUCCAGCGGGGAAGAACUACCUCUCCACCGGAAUCAUGAAUUACGCUCGGUUUCUGACGGCUGUUAGUGCAGCUCGAAAUCCCUCUGCCAUCAGGAUGCUGACUGAGCUGCAGCAGCGGUCCCCUCCGACCCUGAUCUCAUUGGCCGGUGGAGCGCCGAACCCCAACACCUUCCCCUUCGAGUCGGCGUCCAUCACGGUGAAGAAUGGACAAACGCUCACCUUCGAUGCGACUACGAUGAAGAGGGCUCUGCAGUACUCCGCUUCGAGUGGAAUCCCAGAGCUGCUGACGUGGAUGAAGAACCUGCAGAAAAACCUCCACAAUCCACCGUCCGCCAACUACACCGUGGAGAACGGCCAGAUGGACCUGUGUGUGACCACAGGCAGCCAGGAGGGGCUCUGUAAGGUGUUUGAGAUGCUGGUCAACCCUGGAGACAACGUUCUGCUGGAUGCCCCCACGUACUCAGGGACACUGGCAGCGCUUCAGCCACUCGGUUGCAACUUAAUCAACGUUCCCAGUGAUCAGCAUGGCAUCGUACCUGCGGCCCUGAAGGAGGUCUUGUCUCGGUGGGACCCGUCAGAGGUCCACAAGCCCGGCAGCACCGCUCCCAAAGUCCUCUACACUAUCCCCAAUGGAGGAAACCCCACCGGUGCCUCCAUGACGGCUCAGAGGAAGAAAGACGUGUACGAGCUCGCCCGGCAGUACGACAUGCUCAUCAUCGAGGACGACCCGUACUAUUUCCUGCAGUUUGACAAGCCGUGGACUCCCACGUUUCUCUCUAUGGACGUUGAUGGGAGAAUCAUCAGGACAGACUCCUUCUCUAAGAUCCUGUCUUCAGGGCUGAGGAUUGGUUUUGUGACGGGUCCGAAACCGUUGGUGGACCGGGUGGUGCUGCACAUCCAGGCCUCAACGAUGCACACUAGUACCUUCACACAGCUCAUGGUGUCUCAGCUGUUGCACAAUUGGGGACAAGAUGGUUUCCUCCAGCACAUAGACAGGGUGAUUGACUUCUACAGGAAACAGCGUGAUGCCAUGAUCACCUCCGCAGACAAGUGGCUCAAAGAUGUGGCAGAGUGGCACACUCCAUCAGCAGGCAUGUUCCUGUGGAUCAAACUUAAAGGCGUCGCUGACACUCAAAGGCUCAUUAUGGAGAAGGCGUUGGAGAAAGAGGUUCUGUUGGUUCCCGGAGGCGUCUUCAUGAUCAACAGUAAUGAACCCUGUCCCUAUGUCAGAGCAGCUUUCUCUCUCUCUACACCGGAACAGAUCGAUGAGGGUUUCAGAAGACUCUCUCUGCUCAUCAAAGAAGCUUUGUGAUGACUGUUCCCUGGUACAUGAUGUAUGUUUUCUAACUUAAGUUUAAAUAUAUUUUAAUAUAUUUGCUGCCUGAAGCAAAACCCCACAAAGAAUAGUUUUAAUAUGAUGCUCACUACUCAAACAGCUCUGGAGCAACGAAAACUAAAAUGAAUGUGUUGCUCUGUUGUUACACUACACACAAAGGUUGUCUCCUUCAUCUACAAAGUAAAUAAUGGCUUUUAAUUAUCCUAUGAUUCAAUGUUUUUGUUCUACUGAAGCCUCAAAACACAAUUAUUCCUGAUGAAAUGGUUCCAAACACAGAAUGUUAAUAAUCAUGGAUGUGAAUGAGAUGCAUCGGCAUCACUUUUACAGAGCUGGUAUGUCGUCCAUAUUGAUAUUUAUGUACCAUCUAUGAUUGUAAUUUGAGAAUACAGAGAAACAAACGCA
Molecule: messenger RNA, 2081 nt
Organism: Paralichthys olivaceus (Japanese flounder)
Lineage: Eukaryota; Metazoa; Chordata; Actinopteri; Pleuronectiformes; Paralichthyidae
Gene: aadat
Product: aminoadipate aminotransferase
Biological process (GO): biosynthetic process
Molecular function (GO): L-kynurenine:2-oxoglutarate transaminase activity; pyridoxal phosphate binding
Source: RefSeq, a predicted model, not a curated record